AUGGCGGGCCCACGCAACAGCGCGCCGCUCCCAUCCUCAUUCGACGAGAAUGCCGACUUCUAUAAUGAAAACACCCUCGACAAGAUGUGGCGCCGCUUGCGCGAAGAACCCCUCAUCCCCCUCGGCUGCGGCCUCACAGUCUGGGCCAUUGUAGGCGCAACACGUUCAAUGCGCAAGGGCGACCACAAAAUGACGAAUAUGUAUUUCCGCCGCCGUUUAUACGCCCAAGGUUUCACCAUUGCGGUCCUCGUUGCGGGUAACCUAUAUUGGCAAAAGGAUCGUGUGAAGAGGAAGGACUAUGAGAAGCAGGUGGCCGAAAAAGAAAGAAUCGAAAAGAGGGAGAGGUGGCUGAGGGAGCUGGAGAUGCGUGAUGAGGAAGAGAAGGAGUGGAAGGACAGGUUGGCGAAGAGGACGAGGGGGGUGAAGGAGGAGGUCAAGGGUGUUACACAGCAAGUCGCGGAUAAGACAAAGGAGUUGAAGGACCAGGUGGUUGGAAAGUAA
Molecule: messenger RNA, 501 nt
Organism: Macroventuria anomochaeta
Lineage: Eukaryota; Fungi; Ascomycota; Dothideomycetes; Pleosporales; Didymellaceae
Product: mitochondrial hypoxia responsive domain-containing protein
Exons: 2
Coding region: 1-501 (166 amino acids)
Biological process (GO): mitochondrial respirasome assembly
Cellular component (GO): mitochondrion
Source: RefSeq, a predicted model, not a curated record